This is a messenger RNA of Ilyonectria robusta, 705 nucleotides long. RefSeq lists its product as uncharacterized. The transcript has a single exon. The record is from RefSeq and is a predicted model, not a curated record. NCBI's taxonomy places the organism in Eukaryota, Fungi, Ascomycota, Sordariomycetes, Hypocreales, Nectriaceae. Bases 44 to 547 code for a protein of 167 amino acids.
GUCCCUCCACCGCUUAGAACAAUGUCCCAGUCGAAGCCCCUAGAUGAGACUUGCCAGGCUAUUCCCACGUCCAUCAAGGCUACGAAGUACAUCCCGCGCUUCAUAUCCCGAAGGCGUACAGGAGCCGCUGCGCAUGCGCAUGCGCAGGCCGCCGCCGCCUCUUCAUCGCACGCGAAUAGACCUCGCUGCCAUCGAUUUUGGCGACUGUGUUACUGGCUCUAGAUCAAAUCUGCAGCCAACUACUCCCCACCGAACCCACGCGCCACUAAUUUGUCCGAACCUGCCCACCCGCGAACACUGCAGCCAGCCGCUAAGCCUUGCACUACCCAGCGCCGGGAGGAGCACUGGGAUUUCUGCAUCCUGCAUUGUCGCAUUUGACAAGAUCACCAUCCUGCUUGACGUCGUGAGCAAUCGCAGGCUUAGCGGGCCCGGCCGACCCGACAAAGUAACCCUUUCACGUCCCGGAAUUGCCGCCCGCAAGCACACAACCGUCCAUCCGACAAAGCCUAACGGUCAUAGAAUCCGCAGCGCAGCCCAAUCCGUUUAAGGCCUCUUCCCGUUGGUUCGUGUUUGUAGCCGUCUUGGGUUAUCUCCAAAAUUGCAGGUUCCUGCCGGGCGUUUGAUCGGGUCUCACAACCAAGCUCGGGCGCCUAACAUACCGUGCAGCUGCGGCUCCAAGGCUGCGACCCCAAGGCUGAGGCUCCC